This is a messenger RNA of Vollenhovia emeryi, 1340 nucleotides long. It is a transcript of the gene Prosalpha5, whose product is annotated as proteasome subunit alpha type-5. The record is from RefSeq and is a predicted model, not a curated record. Lineage: Eukaryota; Metazoa; Arthropoda; Insecta; Hymenoptera; Formicidae. Gene Ontology annotation, cellular component: proteasome core complex; proteasome core complex, alpha-subunit complex; nucleus. Gene Ontology annotation, biological process: proteasome-mediated ubiquitin-dependent protein catabolic process. The coding region runs from base 128 to 856 and encodes 242 amino acids. The transcript is spliced from 3 exons.
ACGCUACUGCUGCUCCAUCGCGUCCAUCGCGUUCAACUGUCCGCGGACUCUCCGUGACUGGCGUUUGUGACAAGUGUCGGCAUUCUGUACUUUCACGUCUGCUUUUGACAAAAGUAAAGCGUUUAAGAUGUUUCUAACGCGUUCCGAAUACGACCGUGGCGUAAACACCUUCUCGCCGGAGGGGAGAUUAUUUCAAGUCGAGUACGCCAUAGAAGCCAUAAAGCUCGGCUCGACCGCCAUCGGAAUCGCCACGACGGAGGGAGUCGUUCUGGCAGUGGAGAAGCGUAUUACUUCCUCCCUGAUGGAACCGUCGACUGUAGAAAAAAUUGUAGAAAUCGACAGACACAUAGGAUGUGCGGCGUCCGGCUUGAUGGCCGACUCGCGGACGAUGAUUGACAGAGCUCGGGUCGAAUGCCAGAAUCAUUGGUUUGUCUACAACGAAAGAAUGACAGUGGAGUCUACUGCUCAAGCGGUAUCCAAUUUAGCUAUACAGUUUGGCGACAGCGACGAUGACGGCACUGCCAUGUCCAGGCCGUUCGGCGUAGCAAUGUUAUUCGCUGGAAUCGAUGAGAAAGGUCCACAGCUGUAUCACAUGGAUCCGUCUGGUACUUUUGUUCAGUUUGAUGCAAAAGCUAUAGGAUCCGGUAGCGAAGGAGCUCAACAAAAUCUUCAAGAAGUGUAUCAUAAGUCUAUGACGCUCAAGGAAGCGUUGAAAGCUGCGCUGACAAUAUUGAAGCAGGUAAUGGAAGAGAAACUGAACGACACCAAUAUCGAAGUGAUGACAAUGACGCCUGGACAAUUGUUUCACAUGUUUUGCAACGCAGAAUUACAAGAGGUGAUUAAAGAUAUUGCUUAAGAGCUAUACGAGUGUAUGAGAUGUAACGAACGGUUUCACGGUACAGAUCGCGGAGAGAAAAUAAAUUUCGUAAUGGAAUAGCGUGUACUGCAAAUAUAAAUUAUAUCUUCACUUUACACACGGAGCAGAUACGUUAUUCCUGUAUAUUUAAUAUUUUCCUUUAUCGUCUUUAAAAAGAAAAUAAGGGAGAAAACGCGGAGUGGACUAUCCUUUCCUAUCGCGUUCCUUCGAUAAGCUUUCCUCGAUUAUUUUUAUAUUGAAAUUUUAUUUUAAAAAAUUUCAGUGUAGAAGUAAAAUUUAAUUGAAGUAUAUGGGCGUAUACGCGCGUACUACAUCGUUUUAGAAACUACUAAGAAAAUGUCGGUAUUGAUCAAAGAAUAUGUUAAAAAAAUGCGUACGAAACGGGACAACUUGUCUCCCAGACACACAUUUGUACAUAUAUAUAAAUGUGUGUUCAAAAUAUAUUAAUCAUGUUUAAAAAAAA